AGCGAAGACAAUCUUGGCUCCUCUGGCCGCUGCAGCAAAGACCCCUAUGGCGGUGUCGGCGACGACGCACCCUUCUCCCCGUCCUCGCGUCGAUGGCCCUCCAAGGACCUUUGUCAGGACCCCGCCGGUCGCCACCCGAGCGCCGCCAGCACGAGCGACUCAACCGGCACGACCAACGCCCAGGGCACUACUGCCAAGAGCCAGAUCAUUAUCCCUAACAAGAGCACCAUCGCAGAGCAGGACGCCGAGGUCCCCUACGGUCGCGACGCCCGCGAGAGCGGCAGCAUGGCCGGCGAGGAGCCCGGCCUGAACGAGAUGGCGGGCGGCCUCAGCGCACUCACCCUCGGCAGCAUCGACGAGGACGCGGGUGGGCGCAGCGGCGGCGAUGAAUAUUACGACAAUAUGUCGUUGGGGCACGCAUCCGUCGCGCCCGAUCUCUUGCUGAAGAACAGCCGCACAAGCAAUGGUGCAGGCGGGGAGUGCGAGAAGAUGCGCCGCGACGACGAGUUCUCGAACGUGACCAUGCAGAGCCACAUCGCCGGCCUCGAGAAUUAG
This is a messenger RNA of Heterobasidion irregulare TC 32-1, 555 nucleotides long. RefSeq lists its product as uncharacterized. The annotation marks the transcript as partial. The record is from RefSeq and is a predicted model, not a curated record. Lineage: Eukaryota; Fungi; Basidiomycota; Agaricomycetes; Russulales; Bondarzewiaceae. The transcript has a single exon.